AGUAGACCACUUGUGUUAUGUGUGAGUCGGAGCUGAGCUAACGGCGUAACCCGCAAUCGCGUCACUCGCCACCUGAAGAAGUUAGGCGUCUUGGAGAAGCCUCGCUCAAGCAAAUCUCAUUACGUGUUGACGGGCUGAGAGCGGCGUUUCGGUGCUAGCCUCUCGCGGACGUCGCCAGUUUGUUUCCAACGUCACGCGGAGUUGGAUACUUUGUGCGUGGAAGUGGGCUCAUGGUCUUUAUUUUUCGGGGACCUGCUAUCAAGAUGUUGUGAUACCUGCUGUGAAGUUUCGCCUUAGUGCCAGCGGUUUCGUGUAUAUAAACCGAGGAAAAUCGCUUAUAUCACACACGGCCGAGGAAGAAAAGUUCAUAACUCGGAAAUCGAGCAAAAAAGUGGUGUGUAGGCGACUGCACCUCGCUUGUCCUUAAUGAAUUCUGGGCGGAACCGGGCUUUGACCUCGACUGCAUCGCAAAAGGAGAUAACAGCCGGCGUGGGCGACCGUGAUCUAAUAAAAUGUAGAGCGACACCGAGCACCAGGUGAGGACAGGUACCGCCGUCGGCCAUGCCUAGUGCGCGUAAAUAAUACCCCCCAGGUGUCACCCUCAGUGUAUUUUCAGUUCAUACGUAUUUUUUGCCUUCACUUCCUCGUUAGUGAGAGGCUGUGUGCGUUGCUAUCGCUCGGGAGAACCCCUCAAAGUGCAGAAUUGUGAUAAAAAAUAAUUUAAGUGUACUUAGUGCUUGUAGUAUAUUUUCAUUAAAGCGUACCUCAAGAUCAGUUGAAUUUAAUUUGGAGAACCCUUGAAAGGAGCAAGUCUAUAAAAAUGUCAUAUAAUUCAAAUCGUUCAAAUGAGCCUGAACUGGCUCAGGAACCAGCUGAAGUUGAUAUUACAUUGGAGCCAUGCCCCAUUUGCACCCGAACAUUUGCCCCCCAAACACUCAAGAAACAUAUUGUUAUUUGCGAAAGAGCCGCUAUUAAAAGAAGAAAAACAUUCGAUUCGUCACGUCAAAGAAGAGAAGGUACUGAUCUAGCUGAUUUCCUCCCAAAAAAUUUUGGUCUACCGCCAUCAAAGCAAGAGUCAAAACAAUCGCCCGCUGAUAGAACACAGCGUCAGGGCACAACACCACUGUUGCAAAAAAAAGAGAAUGAUGUUGCCAAAGUCACGUUGCCAGCAAAAAAGACGGUCUCGUCUGCACCAGUCGUGAACAGUGCAACAAAAGAGAAAUCAAAGCCGAUCCUCAGUCGUCUAGUACCAACUGCGGAACCAUGCCCCCAUUGCGGGAGGAGUUUUGGUCCGAAAGCAUAUGAUCGACACGUGGAAUGGUGUAAGGAAAAAGCACGGAUUGCUAACUCACAGUAUAAUCCUUCGGUGAAUGUAGCAAAGGAACGAUUGCAAGCUCGGACCAAAUACAAAGCACCAUGUUUGAAGUCGAAACGAGCGGUGAACCGAGAAAAAUACUCAGGACUUAGUUGUGACGAAUCUAUGAAUAGCUUAUCAGAUGGGGGAAGUUGCGGGUCUACAUCUAAAUCGAAAGAAUAUGCACAGGAAGGCGCAGGUAAUACGGAUAUCUCAAUGGUUUCGACUACUAUGAGUUCAUCUUUAAUAAGUGAAGGGGCCUUUUCUGAUAAAUACGAUCCGUUCUUAUCAGCGAAACGGCAAUUGGAAGAGUUGUGUUCACCAACUGAAUCGAUUCCUUCAAACGCCUCUCUUCCUGCGACGCCAGACGCUAAAACUCAUCCUGAUUUAAUGUCUAAAUCACUCAACAUUAACACCACAAAUAAAUUGAAAAAUAUAAAAUCGAAUUUUCAUAGAACCUCAUCUCUACGAGUACCGCGUAAAACCACUCCAACUAGAUCUAUUUUUGCAUCGAGCACAAAACAAAGGCCAACAAUUCAACGUGGUAUUUCUGAUGAAGGUCCUAUCUCCACAAGCUUCCUCAAACCUGAGGAGUAUGAUGAAAUGCCAGUGAAAUCAGUUUGCAUUAAUGACUUUGCAGCUACAAAACACCCAGACAAUCAUAGUACACCGAAAAUAAUGAAACGGGAACCAAACUUGAGUCGUAACCGACGUAAUUUGAAAACGGCCUUCACGUCAAUUGAAAAAAAGGGAGUUAAUCCAUUAUCGAAAACCGACUCUUUAGCUAUUUUCCUUCAAUAUGAACAUGCGACAAGGGUAACAGAGAUUCCAAUAAAUCUAACAGAGAAAGAUCUCAAGGACCAAAGCAACAAUUUAAGUAAACAAACAUCCUCCAAGAGUUCUGCUAGUGAUUUAGACACAAUUCUUGCCGAAAAAGAUAAACUUUAUUCCUUGAAAAAUUCUUUAUCUUCCUUACUUGAUCCUCAUCACUCUGCUGGAAACGACAAGCAAUUGUCCCAAGAAACUACUCCAGUACCAAUUACCAAAAUUCAAGCCAUAAAAUUGGAUCCUCUGCCAAAACGUCUUCCAAAAUCAAACAGAUCCAUUUUCCCAAGUUUUCCUAGCAUUUCUAAAGACACCGAAUUCAUUGAUCCCAAUCUAAUUAACGUUUGUGAUAAUCUCCCUAUAAAUGUGACUAAACUUUCUGAUAAUGAUUUUACCUCCAGCAGUACUGAAUCAGUAGAGCAGGCAGUAGGGUCUUUUGAGUCACAAUUCCAUUUGGCCGAAAGGCAAGAGGAUAAUGCUCUUCAACCACAAACUACCAACAGAAAUUCUGUUGAAAAGAAAAAUCUUUUAAAACGGCAACUUCGUCUUGGAAAAAAUCAUUUUUUGUACGAUCUAUCACCAGAAAACGAUAAUGAAAACAUUAAUUAUAAUAAUGUCUCUAGAGCUGAAAUCGAUUCGAAUAAACUCGACUCUAGCAUUUCCACUAUAGACCCUAUCCCGGAUGAAUUUGAUAUUGAGGAAUUUAUUUCUUCAUUUGAAAACGUUGAAGAAUAUCCCCUUUUUAGAGAUUACAAAGCUUUUCUGUCUAAUCGGUCGCUUAAUAAAAUAUCAAAUAACAGUCGUGGAUCAUCUAGAUCGCCCACCGCUCUACGUCGCAGUAAUGAUGAAGAAGAUGACCAUGACGAAGAGAAAAAUGAAAUUUUUAGCAGUAACGAAAGCUUUUUAAAGCAUGAAUCAGAUGUAGUUCCGAAAAGUGCGCCUUGUACGAUAGAACUCAAUUCUACAACGAAAAACCUGAAUUUGAACGAUUUGAACGAAAACAAGUACGAUCCACCUUCAUCUCCCGAUUCGGAUCAGGAGAACGAAGAAACAGAUAUUCCCGAUACCAAUGAAAACAUUCGGGAUGUGAAAGAUUUCAUUGCGUGUGAACAUUUCGAGGAUGCCGAUCCGAGCAACGAUACUACAGAUAAUUCAAAAGACUUGUCGAAGCCCAGCAGUUUGGAAUCCUUGGAAAUAAAAAAGAGUACUAGCUCGAAACAAAGUGCAGAUUCAGCAUAUGGAAGCCUUUCCCGGUACAGCCCUGCUGAUUGUGUAAGCAGACGCACUCCAGCAUGUAAGACUUUAAAUGAAGGUACACCAGAGGAAGCACAAAGAAUAAGGGAGGAGCAUGAUAACGCCAAAACCGGGAGCUGCAUCCGCGAUCUUGGCAGAAAGCCAUCUAUAGAAGAAUUGAACCUUUCUCAAUUGGAACUCAAUCAGCAACACCUAGCCACUCGUAUUAAAACCGAUGUUCGUAUGUCCAAGUUUUGCCACGAGUGUGGAAGUAAAUUCAUCAUCACCCAGGCGAAAUUUUGCAUGGAAUGUGGAGUGAAACGUAUUGUCUUGGAAUAGAAGUUACACAUUUUACCAACAAAAUUGUUUGCCGUUACUGUAUUCACUACUUGUGACUGUUGAUCGAUUCACCACACUAUUCGUUCGAAAUUAGAUCUAUGAAACUAUGAACUGCUAACCAAAUUUACACUAAUUAUUCUCCAUUCUAGUUUAACGUCCUAAUGAAGGUUCUAAUCGUGGCUUAUAUACAUACAUGAAAAUAUUCAUCUCCGUCACAUGCUUUACCAAAAAUAUAUUAAUAAUAUUCUGUCACAAUAGAGAGAAGGUUUAUAUUUUAUUCAAAUCAAAUUUAAAUAUUAUAAAUAAUUUGAACAGCUGGUCGAAUUAUACAUAUAAAGGGAAGCAAGGAAUUAUGGUCUUAAUCAAAAGUUAAUUCGAAUUUUGGAAAAAUUUCCUGUCGUUGCCAUAGGAAAAUUGGAAGCUGCAUAGUUUUAAGUAAAUCUCUUUUCCAUUCAAGUUUUUUGCUGUCAAACAUACGCACUGGUGUUGUAUUUAGCGAUUCUCUAUAUAGCGCACAUUGUAAUUUAUUAUUUUUUGGACACCCGAUUCGAAGAUUUAGACAUUUAUAAUUCUGCAAGCGCUGGUUUCUAUUUUUAAAAUGUUUUUCCCAUUUUAUUGCUUCGCUUUGAAUAACGAGACUGACUGUUGUAUAAUCAAACAAAACUGAAGGGCCUGGUUACACCUGGCUCCUAAUAUUGAAAGAUCACACACGAACCAACAUCUGAAAAACAGAAAAAGGAAAACAUAUUUUUAUGAGUGCUUGAAGAUUCAUACAACAAAUAUAUUUUACUACUGAUUAACACCAAAUCCGAUAAAAUUGUCAUAUUUAUACUUUUUGUGAAAAUAUAAUCUGAAUUAAAAUUGUA
This is a messenger RNA of Hermetia illucens (black soldier fly), 4617 nucleotides long. RefSeq lists its product as uncharacterized. NCBI's taxonomy places the organism in Eukaryota, Metazoa, Arthropoda, Insecta, Diptera, Stratiomyidae. The transcript has 7 exons. Bases 821 to 3751 code for a protein of 976 amino acids. The record is from RefSeq and is a predicted model, not a curated record.